Messenger RNA from Periophthalmus magnuspinnatus, 3642 nucleotides. Its product is annotated as NAD(P) transhydrogenase, mitochondrial-like. Gene Ontology annotation, cellular component: mitochondrial inner membrane. The transcript is spliced from 22 exons. The record is from RefSeq and is a predicted model, not a curated record. NCBI's taxonomy places the organism in Eukaryota, Metazoa, Chordata, Actinopteri, Gobiiformes, Gobiidae. Gene Ontology annotation, biological process: NADPH regeneration; proton transmembrane transport. Gene Ontology annotation, molecular function: NADP binding; NAD binding. The coding region runs from base 198 to 3410 and encodes 1070 amino acids.
CACAAAUAGCGCAGCGGCGGAGAUAUCUGAGUGCGGAAGGCCUUGGUUGCGCCUCUCUUUCAGCGGGACGUGCGCACUGACUUCACCGGGCUGAGCAGGCCGUGUCUCCGGUGAACUACCGCUGCAGACGGGGGAGAGUGUGUGCCACGUUCAUCUGCGCUGUCUCGACGCACAAAGAGGCUUUGGGAGCAGCCGCCAUGUCCACCCUUCUGCGCUGCAUCUCCUCUUCUGCUGGGUUUGUCCGGCGAGGGGCCCGGCUUAAACUCCCAACCAGGAGACAGUUCAGGACUUUUCCGGUUUUAUGGGACCAAAACGUCUCCAAAGGAGUCCCAUACAAGGACCUGGUGGUGGGCGUCCCAAAGGAGACUCUGCAGAAUGAGCGUCGCGUGGCCCUGUCUCCGGCUGGGGUCCAGGCUCUGGUCAAACAGGGGUUCCAGGUCCAAGUGGAGUCCGGGGCUGGGGAAGCCUCACAGUUCUCAGAUCAACAGUACAAAGACGCCGGAGCCACCAUCACCGACGUCACCGGGGCUCUGGGGUCUGACCUGGUCCUCAAGGUUCGCGCUCCCACUCUGACGGAGGUGGACCUGUUGAAGCCCAAGUCCACUCUGGUCAGUUUCAUUUACCCGGCCCAAAACCCGGAGCUCAUGUCCAAACUGUCGGAGCGUCAGAGCACGGUGUUAGCCAUGGACCAGGUCCCCCGCGUCACCAUCGCCCAGGGAUACGACGCCCUCAGCUCCAUGGCCAACAUCGCCGGGUACAAGGCUGUGGUGUUGGCCGCUAACCAUUUUGGAAGGUUCUUCACUGGACAGAUCACUGCAGCUGGAAAAGUCCCUCCAGCGAAAGUGUUGGUCAUUGGAGGAGGAGUCGCAGGUUUAGCAGCAGCAGGAGCAGCUAAAUCUAUGGGAGCCAUCGUCAGAGGAUUUGACACCAGACCUGCAGCCCUGGAGCAGUUUAAGUCGUUUGGGGCGGAGCCUUUGGAGGUGGACAUAAAGGAGUCGGGUGAUGGGGUCGGAGGUUACGCCAAAGAGAUGUCAAAGGAGUUCAUCGAUGCGGAGAUGGCGCUGUUCGCCAAACAGUGUAAAGAGGUCGACAUAGUCAUCAGCACCGCUCUGAUCCCAGGGAAACGAGCUCCAAUCCUGAUCAAAAAGGAGUUUGUGGAGUCGAUGAAGGACGGCUCAGUGGUGGUGGAUCUGGCAGCUGAAGCCGGAGGAAACAUCGAGACGACCAAACCAGGAGAGCUGCACGUUCAUAAGGGAGUGACCCACAUCGGCUACACGGACCUGCCCAGUCGAAUGGCGACUCAGGCCAGCACGCUGUACUCCAACAACGUCCUGAAGCUGCUCAAAGCCAUCAGCCCUGACAAAGAGGUGUUCCACUACGAGCCCAUGGAGGAGUUUGACUACGGCACCAUCGACCACGUCAUCAGGGGCACGAUCGUCAUGAAGGAGGGCCAGAACAUGUUCCCGUCUCCUCUGCCUAAGACGGCUCCUCCAGCUCCGGUCAAACAGAGGACUGUGGCUGAGCUCGAGGCUGAAAAAGCUGCAUCUGUUUCUCCCUUCAACAAAACUCUGACGUCUGCCAGCGUCUACACGGGAGGCCUGUCCACUUGUCUGGCUCUGGGUCUCGUCUCUCCUAACGCCGCCUUCACUCAGAUGGUGACCACGUUCGGUUUGGCCGGGAUCGUGGGGUAUCACACGGUCUGGGGCGUCACUCCAGCUCUGCACUCGCCCCUCAUGUCUGUGACCAACGCCAUCUCUGGUCUGACAGCUGUGGGGGGGCUGGUGCUGAUGGGAGGAGGUCUCACUCCCUCCUCAUUACCUGAGUGUCUGGCUUUGGGCGCGGCGUUCAUCUCCUCCAUUAACAUUGCAGGUGGUUUCCUGAUCACACAGAGGAUGUUGGACAUGUUCAAGCGUCCGACUGACCCUCCUGAGUAUAACUACCUGUACGCUCUCCCCGGGGCGGCGUUUGUGGGAGGAUACGGCGCCUCUGUGGCGGCUGGAUACAGCAUCGAGCAGAUGAUGUACCUGGGCUCGGGCCUGUGCUGUGUCGGGGCGUUGGCCGGCCUGUCCGCUCAGGGCACCAGUCGCCUUGGUAACGCCCUCGGGAUGAUGGGGGUCGCCGGGGGCAUCGCUGCGACGCUGGGGGCCCUCAAACCCUCCCCAGAGCUGCUGUCCCAGAUGUCUCUCGCCAUGGCAACCGGAGGAACUCUGGGUCUGACGAUUGCCAAGCGCAUUGAGAUCACAGACCUGCCUCAGCUGGUGGCGGCGUUCCACAGUCUGGUCGGUAUGGCUGCUGUACUCACCUGUAUCGCGGAGUACAUGAUCGAGUUUCCUCACCUGGAGACCCACCCGGCCGCCGGCGUGCUCAAGACCGUGGCCUACCUCGGCACCUACAUCGGAGGAGUCACCUUCAGCGGGUCCCUGGUCGCAUACGGCAAGCUCCAAGGCCUCCUGGACUCCGCCCCUCUGAUGUUGCCUGGGCGACACGCCAUGAACGCGGGUCUGAUGGCUGCGUCGAUGGGCGGCAUGAUCCCGUUCAUGCUCACGAACAGCUACGGCACCGGGAUGGGCUGUUUGGUCGGAGUGUCCGGCCUCUCCACCAUCAUGGGUGUGACUCUGACGAUGGCCAUAGGGGGCGCUGACAUGCCUGUGGUGAUCACGGUCCUGAACAGUUACUCCGGGUGGGCGCUGUGUGCUGAGGGCUUCCUCCUCGACAACAACCUCAUGACCAUCGUGGGCGCUCUCAUCGGGUCGUCAGGAGCCAUCCUGUCCUACAUCAUGUGUGUGGCCAUGAACCGCUCUCUUCCGAACGUGAUCCUCGGAGGCUACGGCACGACGUCCACAGCCGGAGGGAAGCCCAUGGAGAUCGUGGGAACGCACACAGAAGUGAACGUGGACCAGACCAUCGACAUCAUCAAAGAGGCCAACAACAUCAUCAUCACCCCAGGUUGGGGUCUGUGUGCAGCGAAGGCCCAGUAUCCCAUCGCCGACAUGGUGAAGAUGCUGAGGGAGCAGGGCAAGACUGUCAGGUUUGGUAUCCACCCCGUCGCAGGCCGUAUGCCCGGGCAGCUGAACGUGCUGCUGGCCGAGGCUGGAGUCCCGUACGACAUGGUGCUGGAGAUGGACGAGAUCAACGAGGAUUUCCCAGAGACGGACUUGACGCUGGUGAUUGGAGCGAAUGAUACUGUGAACUCAGCCGCUCAGGAAGAUCCCAACUCCAUCAUCGCCGGUAUGCCCGUCCUGGAGGUGUGGAAGUCCAAGCAGGUGAUCGUGAUGAAGCGCACUCUGGGUGUGGGUUACGCUGCUGUGGACAACCCCAUCUUCUACAAACCCAACACCUCCAUGCUUCUCGGAGACGCCAAGAAAACAUGCGACAACCUCCAAGCCAAGAUCAGAGAAGUGUACUACUAAAAACACGAAGAUCAGAGAAGUGUACUACUAAAAACACAAAGACGUCGACGAGCCCAUCUGUACUUGUGAUAAAUAUUAAAGGAAAUUUGAUUAGUGAAAGGAAGGACUUUGAGUUUGAUAUAAAUAUGAAGUACAUCUAGUGAGGUUAUUUUUAAAAUGGUUGCAUCAUGUGUAAGAAUUUGUAAAUAAAAUCUAUUUAAAUGUACAAUCCUUAAGAUUGUCCUUUCACAAA